CGGAACGGAGCUUCAUCCGGCGCCCAAACUCACAGACGCAACAGCCAUGGCGCACCGCGAUGGAGGGAAAAUCAGAAAUAGGAGAGUUGUUAAAGACGCCCCGUAUGACAGGCGUAGUCGGCCACCACCCACUUUGAUGAACCGGGUGAAAGACACAGUAAAGGGAAUCGUUCCUCAUUGGCUUAAAAACUUUUUUGAGAAUGGAGGCUCACCUGAAGGACGUCCUGCUCAGAAUUGCCAGCCCUGUUCUCCCAAUAUCGAUGAGACAGGGCCCCCUUCUCAUAAUAGAUUUACAAUACCAGAACCUCGCACUGGUGAUGCAGAUCGUCCUGCAACCAGUGCAUCCCACAUAUUUCAGGAGCAUGUGCUUUCGCGACCACCCCUUAAUCGAUCAAGACUUCAUUUUUCGCCCCUGGAAAUCUCCACCCCAGUUGUUGAAACCCACAGCAACUAUUUUCAGCAGCCCUCCACUUCUUCAGCCUCGGGCCCGUUCUUUAAAGAGUUAAGUCCCAGUCCAAUUAAGGAGAUGAAGGACAACGUUUCGCAGCAUGAAGACGACAACAUUUCUACCACCAGCGGCUUCUCAUCUCGAGAUUCUGACAAAGAUGUUCCCGCUUCUAAGCCUCCUUUAAGCCCACAGCGAAAGGUGGAGAUGGACAGGAGCAGCUCUGCGCCUUUGUUUUCCCCAACAAGUUCACGGAAACCUUCUUUCAACUUGUCGGUUUUUGGGAGUCCACAUAAUUCAUUAUUAAAAAGCACUGCGAACUCGAGGCAGCUGGGAGACUCACCAUUUUAUCGAGGGAAAACGAUGUAUGGCGGAGCUGCUGCCAGUUGUCGCUCUCGUGCUGAUACGCCAUACCAAGCUCCUAUUAGAAAAUUGGUGAAGAUCCGCCCUGCGUCUGCUCAGCCGUGUGGUGUGACCAGCGCCACAGCCAAGCGUUUCCUGCAGUCCUUGGAGCAGAUGUCCAGUCCAUUAGCUGAUGCAAAAAGAAUUCCAUCAGCAGGUCCAUCUCCUUUGUCAUCAUCCUUAGAUGCCUCAAAUCAUAGUUUUCUGCGCUUCCAGGCAAAAAAUAAACAACUGGCGUCUCCCUUGUCACCUGCUGUCAAACACAUUCCCACUCCAAAGUUGGCACCGUUGAACAACUCUCUGUCAGUCAGACCCUCUUUGACCCUUGAAAAGACCUUAAAACCCCUGCCAUUGGUAUCUGAAGCAGCCACAGAACCAUCUAGAAGCACAACUAAGCCCGCUGUUCCUGCUGUCCCCCUGCCCCACUCAUAUUCUCCCAGUGCAAUGAGUGCUGGUGGGGGGAAAAUGAAGAGGAUGAGCACACGGCAUCGUCAGGCUGGGUGGUCGAGCACCAAGGUGUCGACCGAAUCGACUUCUGUCAAAGAGCUCCCCACAUCUGUAGACACAUCCUUCUGCUUCUCCACCCCGCCAGCGUUUGCUCCUUUGUCGAUUGACAACACAUCAAAGUCAUCAGACUAUAAAUUUUCUCAGGACACAGCCGAGACCUCCAAAUUAUCCACUCCCACCAGUGCAACCUUUACUUUUGCCCCACCAUGUCUGAUCCCAGUAACUUCUGCAGUAGCCAAUUUUAAUCCUGUCAAUGAGACCCAAGCCAUAACCACAGCAGUAAAACACACGGUAACCCAAAGCGCAGAGGACUUUGAAGGACCCUUUAGACCAGCCAAGACCCUAAAACAAGGCAGUGUGCUGGAUGUUCUUAAGUCACCUGGUUUUUCUUCUUCUCUGUCUCAAACUUCGACGUCCUCCUUAAAUGCCCACCUCGCGACGUCGCCAUCUUCAACCCCUUCUUUCACCUCCACCACCGCGUCUUCUCUCUCCACUUCAUCAGGGUUCGGAAACCUUAAUUUUAAAGCUCCUGGAGGCUGGAGCUGCAACAAUUGUUUAGUACAAAACAAGCCAUUAGAUACAAAGUGUGUUUGCUGCAAGGCAACGAAUCCUAAAUGCUCGGACAGUACAGCGAAUGCCUCAGACGGCGUGGGGACGGUGAGCAGCAUCCCAAACGGCACCUCAAACACCUUCGGGAUCAUCUUCUCCAAACCCACCGGAACUUGGGACUGUGACACGUGUCUCGUUCAGAACAAACCCGAUGCAGUGAAGUGUGUGGCCUGCGAAACGGCCAAGCCAGGCACCGGACUCAAACCUUCAUUUACUCUGCCCUCUGCCUUCUCUGCCGUCAAGACUGCAUCCCUACCGACAGCCCCCGUUUCUCCAAUCUCCACCAUGACAAUCCCUGCAGCAUCCACAGCCUUAGCCCCCACCUCGUCGGUGUCACUCGACCUGGGAGACAAGUUCAAGAAAGCCGAGGGAUCGUGGGAGUGUGACACGUGUAUGAUAGUGAACAAAGCCGAGGACAAGAAGUGUGUUGCAUGCUCCAGCGUCAAGCCUGGAGCUUCAGCUGCUGCCACAACAGGACCCUCGCUAUCAUCCACCACUGCACCAGUGUUUGGAUUCGGAGACAAGUUCAAAAAAUCCGAAGGUUCCUGGGAGUGUGACACGUGUAUGGUGACCAACCAGGCAGACGCCUCCAAGUGCGUGGCCUGCUCCGCUGCCAAACCAGGACUGUCAUCGGGAACCUUGUCGAGCCUCCCGUCUGCACCUAGCAGCGCCCCGCUGUCCAGCUUUGGGGAUGUGUUCAAGAAAGCCGAGGGCUCCUGGGAGUGUGACGCGUGCAUGGUGGUAAACAAAGCUACCGAUGCCAAGUGUGUGGCCUGCGCUAGCGCCAAACCAGGCGCGCCAUCCACAGCAGUUCCCAGUGCAGCUCCGACAUUUGGGUUUGGAGACAAGUUUAAAAAGACGGAAGGCUCUUGGGAUUGCGACGCCUGUCUGCUCCAGAACAAAGCUGCAGAUGUGAAGUGUGCUGCGUGUCAAGCAGCCAAACCUGGAGCUAAAGCAGAUGCUACAGCGGCCGGGACUUCAGACGCCCCUGCUUUUGCUGCUUCACCGUUUAAAUUCGGCGCAUCAUCAGGCUCAGGACCAGCAUUUUCUGGUUUUAAAACCGGGGACACCACAGAGUCCUCAGCUGCACCAUUCAAGUUUGGAGCUCAGUUUGGAUCCUCAUCAGAGCCUUCAGUGAGCGACAACAGUGCGAGCACAGGGUUUAAGUUCUCUGCCGUGUUUGGAGAAACGGCAGGCAGUGACAAACCACCUGUAUUUGGAGCAGGAGCCUCUGGGGGGUUUGCGUUCGGCCAGUCCACUCCGUCGAGUACUGCUUCUUCAGCGCCUACCUUCAUGUUUGGUCAAAACUCGGACAGCAAAACGGCUUCUGCGCCUUCAGCAGCUCCGGCCUUCAGUUUCGGCCAGACCCAAGAUAGCAAAACGGCAACAGUAGCUGCUGCAGCACCAGCUCCCUCCGUCAGUCAGAGUGAGGACACUAAAGCUGCAGCUGCUGCUCCUCCACCCUUCACUUUUGGUCAGAACCUGGACAGUAAAGCCGCAGCUGCCUCCUCUGAGGCUCCAUCCUUUACUUUUGGUCAGAGCCAAAACAAUAAACCCACUGCUGCUGCACCUACCUUCACUUUUGGCCAGAACAUGGACAGCAAGUCGGCUGCCCCAGCCCCAGCCGCAGCUCCGGCCUUUACCUUCGGUCAGACCCAGGACAGUAAAGCUGCUCCUGCCGCAGCUCCAGCCUUCACUUUUGGCCAGAACCAGGAGAGUAAACCUGCUGUUGCUCCAUCCUUCUCUUUCGGUCAGAGCCAGGACAGUAAACCCUCUGCUGCCCCCGCAGCAGCUCCCACAUUUACAUUUGGCCAGAGCCAGGACAGCAAAGGACCUGCUGCUGCUCCGACCUUCACCUUCGGCCAGAACCAGGACAACAGUGGUGCUGCAUCUUUAUCUGCAUCUGCAUCAUUUGCUUUUGGCCAGGACAGCAAAGUGCCUGCUCUCUCUUCCACUCCUGCUCCAGCCUUUACCUUUGGCCAAAACCAGGAGAACAAAGCCCCAGUGUUACCAGCACCAGGGCCGUUUGUAUUUGGCCAGAGCCAAGACAGCAAAGCGGCAGCACCGUCAGCUGCGCCAGCUGCCGCACCAACCUUCAUCUUUGGCCAGAACCAGGAGAGCAAACCAGCUGCUGCCCCUGCUGCCGCCCCAACCUUCGUCUUUGGGGCAGCUGGCAGCACUGCUGCUGCUGCUCCCUCUUUUAAUUUUGGAUCAACAGCACCCCCUGCUGCCCCUUCUACAGGCUUUUCUUUCGGCGGUGCCAUGGCUUUCAGGUCCAAUCCCUCAACAGCACCACAGUCGGGAACACCCGGAAUGUUCAGUAUCGGAGUAUCUGAUGCUGCUGAUGCACAAACACUUUCCAAGCGCAAGAUAAAGGCAGCAGUGCGACGAAGAAGGUAAAGACGUGGAAACCCAAGUCGGCCCUUCGCCAAGUCCACGGAGAUUCGUCCCCACUGGAGGCUGAACGGCCGAAAAACACUUAAUUAAAAUUAUGUAAAUUUAAUGUUGUGUUCCCACUGGAAGCUGAAAAGCUUCAACGGUUUACUUUUGAAGCUAUGAUUGUUGCUGAAUGAGUGAAUAAAUAAAAUCCAUAAUCGCGUGUUUUUAAAUAAAAUAUUUGUUUUCCUUUGCGGAGUUCUGUGUUACCACUGGACUGACCAUUCAACCUGCCUGUAUCAGUACCAUUCUCAUCUGACGGAAGACUGCAGUCCUGAAAUGUCCUACUUUAUAGAGUCAUUUAACGGAUGAUUUGAGUCUGGGAAUGUUUCACGUGUGAAUCUUAAAAUCUUCAAUUUCUAUGAGAUAUUAUUUUGAAUACUAAAGGUGCAUCGUGAACAAACUUCUCUGGAGAAAACAUCUUUCAGUUCUGAUCAUAUUCAGUGAAAUCAGUUUUGAGCUGAGAUGGGUUUUUUUUCUUAGCAGCUCCAUGUUCACAGUGUUCACCGUUCCUAGAUUGGCUGUAUGCUGGAGUCAUUGAACACAUGUACAUAAUAGUGUAUAUAAAACAGAAGGAAAUUUCCAUUGCAUUAGUAAAUAAAAACGAAACUGGAAAACAUUGAUCCUGUUAAUAAUGGAAAGCUUGAAUAUCCCUGCUGUCACUUUGUUUGCGUUACCUCUGAGUCUUGCUGUACUUGAGCAGUGUCAGUAUUUUCAACAUGGACAAACCAUGUGACGUGGUUUUGGGCGUAAAAAUGUGCUUUUACAUGAUUUGAUUUUUUUUUUUUCACCGAGUUGAAAAGACACUGCAGUCUUAAUCUUUGGGAGCUACUAAUAUACAUGUUGCGACGACGCAGCCAACCGAGGGAGCGUAAAACUGGCCUGACCACAAAUAUUUCUCAGAAACUUUUUUUUUCCCACGGGAUUUUUUUUCUGUGUCAAGCUGUCGACAACAGGUGCGUUCAGGAAA
This is a messenger RNA of Synchiropus splendidus (mandarinfish), 5369 nucleotides long. RefSeq names its product nucleoporin 153 (gene nup153). NCBI's taxonomy places the organism in Eukaryota, Metazoa, Chordata, Actinopteri, Syngnathiformes, Callionymidae. Gene Ontology annotation, cellular component: nuclear pore. The transcript is spliced from 22 exons. Gene Ontology annotation, molecular function: structural constituent of nuclear pore. The record is from RefSeq and is a predicted model, not a curated record. Bases 47 to 4363 code for a protein of 1438 amino acids. Gene Ontology annotation, biological process: RNA export from nucleus; protein import into nucleus.